Penicillium robsamsonii is the source of this 465-nucleotide messenger RNA. RefSeq names its product MARVEL domain-containing protein. The coding region runs from base 1 to 465 and encodes 154 amino acids. Lineage: Eukaryota; Fungi; Ascomycota; Eurotiomycetes; Eurotiales; Aspergillaceae. The record is from RefSeq and is a predicted model, not a curated record. The transcript has 3 exons. Gene Ontology annotation, cellular component: membrane.
AUGACUCUCCCGUGGAUAUACCCCGUCCGAAUCGUGCAGGCACUCUUUGGCGUGAUCGUGAUCGGCUUGACAGGAUAUGUGGUGUCAGAAUACUAUUAUGGAUGGUCAUACUCGGAUACUGUCAACUUCCUCCUCUUCCUCGGUUGCUGGACUGCCUUUGUAGCAGUACCCUACCUCGCCAUUUCACCGGUAUGGUUCCCUCGUCUUGCGCAUCACUAUGUGAUUCCUGCUGUCGAAGUGAUUACCAUGAUCUUCUGGUUUGCUGGGUUUAUCGCGGAGGGAGCGAUGUUGCCUCCGCCGAGGGCGUGUCAUGGGAGUGUAUGCAGCUCGCUCCAGGCAGCAACGGUAUUUGCGGCGUUUGAAUGGGUGUUAUUUGCCGUCACCAGCUAUUUCGGUAUUGUCGAUCUGAUGAACCACCGCAGUGGAGAAGCGAAACCACAUUCGAAUGUGCAUUUGGGGGUUUGA